GAAGAGAGGACCAGCCCCUGCCAGCGUGAGUGAUCUGGCUUGGGAUUUGCUGUCUGGCAGAAAACCACAUGCAAUUAACAGCUGGCAUCAGGGGAAAAGCGGACAUCCAACACUAGCUCUGAGGGAGAUCAGCCGAGAAACCUUCCAGGAGUUGACGGUACUGCUGUAUUUUCAUCUCAGUACCCCUCUUCUCCAGCAAAGAGCAGCAUACCAGACCUGUGUCCUGCACUCUUGACUCUAGAAGAAUGAAAUCUUACAACGUCCUCCUCCUAGCCUCUCUCUUCCUUUCCCUGAUGCUGCUUUGUCCGGUCUGGGCUCAGUUUCCACGAGAGUGCGCCAAUAUUGAGGCUCUGAGAAGUGGGGUGUGUUGUCCAGAUCUGUUUCCUUCCUCUGGACCAGGGACUGACCCCUGUGGCUCAUCGUCAGGAAGGGGCAGGUGUGUGGCUGUGACCGCAGACUCCCGACCCCACAGCCGCCAUUAUCCCCAUGAUGGCAGAGAUGACCGAGAAGGCUGGCCUCUGAAGUUCUUCAAUAGGACGUGUCAGUGCAAUGGUAAUUUCUCAGGACACAACUGUGGGGCUUGUCGUCCUGGGUGGAGAGGAGCUGCAUGCAACCAGAAAAUUCUCACAGUCAGGAGAAAUCUUCUUGACUUAAGUACAGAAGAAAAAAGCCACUUCGUCAGGGCCUUGGAUAUGGCGAAGCGUACAACUCACCCUCAAUUUGUCAUUGCCACAAGGAGGUCAGAAGACCUGCUGGGACCAGAUGGCAGCACACCACAAUUUGAGAACAUUUCCAUUUACAACUACUUUGUUUGGACACACUAUUAUUCAGUCAAAAAAACCUUCCUUGGGGCAGGACAGGAGAGCUUUGGUGAUGUGGAUUUCUCUCACGAAGGACCAGCUUUCCUCACAUGGCACAGGUACCAUCUGCUGCAGCUGGAGCGAGACAUGCAGGAGAUGCUGCAGGAGCCUUCUUUCUCCCUUCCUUACUGGAAUUUUGCAACUGGGAAAAACGUCUGUGAUAUCUGCACUGAUGACUUGAUGGGAUCCAGAAGCAACUUCGAUUCUACUCUUAUAAGCCCCAACUCUGUCUUUUCACAAUGGAGAGUGGUCUGUGAAUCCUUAGAAGAGUACGAUACCCUGGGAACACUUUGCAACAGCACUGAGGGUGGUCCAAUCAGGAGAAACCCAGCCGGAAAUGUAGGGAGACCAGCAGUACAGCGUCUUCCUGCGCCACAGGAUGUUACUCGAUGCCUGGAGGUUCGUGUGUUUGACACGCCUCCUUUUUAUUCCAAUUCUACAAACAGUUUUCGAAACACAGUGGAAGGUUACAGCGAUCCCACGGGGAAAUAUGACCCUGCCGUUCGAAGCCUUCACAACCUGGCCCACCUCUUCCUGAAUGGGACAGGAGGACAAACCCAUCUGUCUCCCAAUGAUCCUAUUUUUGUCCUCCUGCAUACUUUCACUGAUGCAGUCUUUGACGAAUGGCUAAGGAGAUAUAAUGCCGAUAUUUCUACCUUCCCACUGGAAAAUGCCCCUAUUGGACAUAACAGGCAAUAUAACAUGGUACCAUUCUGGCCUCCAGUUACCAACACAGAAAUGUUUGUUACUGCUCCAGACAACCUGGGAUAUGCUUAUGAAGUUCAAUGGCCAGGUCAGGAGUUUACUGUAUCUGAAAUCAUUACCAUUGCUGUAAUAGCUGGGCUGUUACUUGUAGCUGCCAUUUUUGGGAGUGCUUCUUGUCUGAUCCGCUCUAGAAGCACCAAGAAUGAAGCCAACCAGCCUCUCCUCACUGAUCACUACCAACGCUAUGCUGAGGAAUAUGAAGAACUCCCAAAUCCUAAUCAAUCCAUGGUCUGACACCUGCCUGCCUGGCCUCUCAUGCAACAGGUUGGGAAGCAACCUGAUUGAAACACAGCCGUCAACCGCAUUUCCUUUUGCUACCUUCUUUCCUUUUUACUAUAGAUGUGGUGUGGAAUUAAAGCAUCGCUUUGCUUUUCAGAGAUGCGGAUUCAGAAUCUUUUGAAUGGGUUUUAAUUAUUAGUUCUAUUGAAGAUGACAUAUUGUACCAGCCUCAUGAUAUCCGAGAGGGUAACGUGAUUCUUUGUGGUAUGCUGUGAAGAAGUGAUGCUUUCUGUACACAGGAAAAUAAGUGGUGUAAAAUCUACACUUCAAAUAUAUGAUUGGCCAAUCUUAUAGAGUGAACAUGGGAAUGCAUUGCCAUUGCUGGUACUAAUCAAAAGAUUUAAAAGCAGCCAGGUUGACUGGUAAAAUAAAUUACAUAACACUAUGAACCAAUAGAGCCCUGAUUAUCUUUCUGAAACUGGUCUCAUUAUUUUGCUGUCAGUAUAUUAUUUGGCCUCAGGUGCAAGACCACAACAAAGUCACAGUCCUUGUCACACGUUGUAAAGAUGAAAGCUUCGUUUACUGGAACACAGCUGCUACUGUAUAUUUGCUACUGCGUACCCAGCUCAGUUCUCUGGAUGGGAAACUGCCCCUGCCACAGUUCACCUCCUAAUUCUAAUGUCUUAGAGGCCUACAAGGAAGGUAUAAUUCAGAGGACACGGUGUUCUGUGCAUCUUAUCAAACGUUGUGUUUCAUUAUUAUUAUAACAGCAUUAUUUCACCACUUAUCAGCCGUCUGUGUAUUUCAAAAUAAAUACGAUAAAAUCUUGUUUCAUUGGUC
Rattus rattus (black rat) is the source of this 2684-nucleotide messenger RNA. It is a transcript of the gene Tyrp1, whose product is annotated as tyrosinase related protein 1. Gene Ontology annotation, molecular function: oxidoreductase activity. The transcript has 8 exons. Bases 246 to 1859 code for a protein of 537 amino acids. Gene Ontology annotation, biological process: melanosome organization; melanocyte differentiation. NCBI's taxonomy places the organism in Eukaryota, Metazoa, Chordata, Mammalia, Rodentia, Muridae. The record is from RefSeq and is a predicted model, not a curated record. Gene Ontology annotation, cellular component: melanosome.